Molecule: messenger RNA, 2279 nt
Organism: Aspergillus fijiensis CBS 313.89
Lineage: Eukaryota; Fungi; Ascomycota; Eurotiomycetes; Eurotiales; Aspergillaceae
Exons: 2
Coding region: 293-2176 (627 amino acids)
Source: RefSeq, a predicted model, not a curated record
CUCUCUUCCUUCCACUCACCUUCUCACCUUCUCACCUUCUCACCUCCUUACCUCCUCACCUCGCUCUCACAUUUCAUGCCUCCCCCCACCUUCCCCAUCCAUCCGCGCCUAGAACACAGCUCAGAUCGUAUCUAAGCGCGCUUGCGACUAACCAUCUGAUCAAGUCUUCUUGACCUUUUCCACCAUUCGCGCAGUAUCCUCGCCCGCGCAGUGCGAGGUGUCGUCCAGAUCGUUGGCGCGAUCAAGAGGAUCCUUGGCUCUCGUGGCUAUUCGUUGUGAAACACCGUCCCAGAUGUUAGACGAACUCGACAACAACUUCGACGACCAUCCGUCUCUGGAUGCGUCGCUCGAGGAUUUUGAAAGCAGCAGUAACACACAGCGUUCACCCCUCUUCAGUCUCUCGUCGCAGCAUUCGGGAUUCCGCGAGGAGGAAUCAGACCCAGACGAUGAAGACCCCAAUCCCAACACGGAGCGCUGGUCACCACCCGGCUUUCGCAGACACGAUUACAAUCCAGGAAGUGGUUGGUAUCGCCACGAAGCGUAUUCUCGCAGUCCGGAGAAGGAGCGCCCCGUCCUCAAGCCGACAGUUGGGGUGAGCCCGGCGCAAUCGCGUGAAGGUAGCCCACAGUACGAGGAUGCGGUCGAGGCCCCUGUGACAAAGAAUCGCACGCAGUCGUCCGCUAUGACCGAGACCACAGCAUGCGCGCCGACGGCCAUGUCGCUACAGAGCCCCGAAAGGACCCAGACACGUUCGCCAAGCAGAGCUCCGGCUGGCGGGCAAGCUGGUCAGGACAUCGAGGUGGACUUCGCACCCGAGCAGGACCUUAGUAGUUAUAUCCGGUUCCAAGUACGCGCCGAAGUUCAGCAACGUGAACCAUUGGCGGCCAUAUCCGGGUACCUGCGUGAGAAGUUUGAUAAGAUCACCAGCACUCGGACCAAUACCCUCGUAUCCAUAGUUGUCGCCCUUUUGUCCAUAGGAUUGAUGCGCACCUUGUUUCUCCCGAACUAUCCUCAGCCAAUCCCUGACUUGGUCAAGCUAUCCGGGUUUGCGCGCUCCUUUGAACCCCUGAUUUACUAUUCGGAACAUGGCGCGCAGCAAAUCGAAGCCCUGCAGGAAACCGGCGUGGCGGUCUGGGACCUGAGCGAAUCAGUUCGUGGCACCAACAUGACCAGCGCGCCUAUCAUCGUUCGCCAGCUAGAUGAACUGUCCGAGUCCCUUAAGUCACUGUCAUUGGAGCUGACUCGCUUCUUCGCCAACGUUGAUGCCGACUUCGACUCGAUCCUGAUUGUCAUGGAUUGGGCCAAGCGCGAACUGGAAGCGAUCAAUGCGCAGCCGCCUAGCUCGUUGCCGACGCUCAUGUUCGAUAAUCUGCAUGAGAUCCUUGCGCGGCUGGGUACCAUGGAACGGCCGAUUGACCCCCAUGAUGCUCCUCCGGGUAGUGAGCUGGCGACUACACCCACCACAUUCGGGCAAGUCGUGACAGCGGUCCUUGGACAAACCUCGGCGCAACGCACGCGCGCGACGCUCACUCGGACUUUUACGGAAUUCUUGGGUGUGCUUGAAGAAUGUAUCAACACUGAGCUGCACCAUUCCACCGCGCUCUUUGGGCUCUUUGAGUCUAUCGAUCGCCAGUUCCUGAAUCUGCAACGGACCGUCGUUCGUGAGUCGGAUGCGCAAGAACGAGAGGAGGGCGAGAUGCUGAGUUCCCUGUGGACCCGUGUUCUCGGACCGGAUGCCUCCAUAGUUCGCAAGUACGAGAAGAACAAGCGGCUUCUUGCCAGCGUCCGUAGUCGGACUGUCACUAACAAGCACCUCCUGAUGGACCACCGCGGACGCCUCCUCACGCUCAAGGUGAAUUUGGAAACCCUGCGCCGAAAGUUGGUCAGUCCGCUGGUGCGGCGCAACGAUUCGGUCCGGUUCGCGGGUGGUGUUGAGGCUAGCAAUAGUCACAGUCAUGGACGCAUGCUCGGGCCGAUCGGCGCCGUGAUUGAGGGUCAAAUCCGGGGAAUCGACGGCAGCUACGAAUAUCUUCGGGGCGUGCGCGACAAACAGAAAGCACGAUUCAUGGAGUUCGUCUUCGGCGCUGGGCGACGAAUCCCGACAAACGCGAUGCUAGCGGAUGGAUCCGAGGGCGAUGAGGUGGAAGCGCAGGCCAUUGACGAGGGUGGUGAUUAAGUUGACAGACAGGUUCGAGACUUGUGCUUGACUGAAAAGCAUGGCCAGGCGUUUUCCAUCUGUCAUCAUCUCGUCGCUGCGUGUUCUUUCCAUCAUCGUCAUU